AUGACUAAGAAUCCAGUAAUCAAUAAAAAUAAUAAUGAUAUAAACGAACAUAUAAAUUAUCGACAACCGAUGUAUUUAACACGAUCAUCAUCGAUACUCUAUGAAAUAUUAAAUAAAACUUUAAAUUAUUCAUUAAAGAAAAAAGAUGAAAAACAAUUUAUUAAUGUACGACUUCAACUAUUAGAUCAACAAUAUUGUUUAGAAAAGGAUCGACAAUUAUGGCAAUCUUAUUUAGAUAUUGGUUUACAACAACAUUUAUGGCCAGAUCAAUUUUAUACGAUGUCAAAGGCAAAUGAUUUCGAUUUAUGUAAACAAUAUGUAAUGAAUUAUACAGAAAAUAAUAAAAAGCAAUUGAAUCAUCGUCAAUUUGAAUUAACAAAACAAGAACAACAAUUUCAAACAUGUCCAAUGAUAGAAUUAUCAUUUGAACAAAUGGAACAACGACUUCAAGAAUUAGUGGAUCGUGAACGAAAAUAUUUAUCAAAAAGAAAUAAUGAUAAAUUGAUCAAAUUGAUCAAAUUUAAAGAUGAUAUUUCUGAAGAAAAAACUAUUGACAACGAUAUCCACGUCUUCUUCUAUGAACAAUCAACAAGUAAAUCCAUUUGA
This is a messenger RNA of Rotaria socialis, 606 nucleotides long. NCBI's taxonomy places the organism in Eukaryota, Metazoa, Rotifera, Eurotatoria, Philodinida, Philodinidae. The record is from the annotation of a GenBank genome assembly.